This is a messenger RNA of Paraphaeosphaeria sporulosa, 1330 nucleotides long. Its product is annotated as glycoside hydrolase. The record is from RefSeq and is a predicted model, not a curated record. The transcript is spliced from 2 exons. Lineage: Eukaryota; Fungi; Ascomycota; Dothideomycetes; Pleosporales; Didymosphaeriaceae. The coding region runs from base 38 to 1330 and encodes 430 amino acids.
GGCUUUCGUUUGGCCAUCCAACAUCAACUUUGUCGUUAUGUUGUGGAACUGUGUCCUGCUACUGAGCUCGUUUGUUGCUGCUCUACCAAAAGCAGCUGAAAAGCGCGAAACUCUUAAUCUCCCUUUUACGACCAAAGGAAGAGACAUCUUCGAUAGCAAUGGGGAUAUUUUCCAUUACAAAGGCACCAAUUGGCCAGGCCACCAGGAGAUAAUGAUCCCGGAAGGUCUCCAACAUGCUUCUAUCGCCGAUGUCGUCUCUUGGAUCCCCAAGUUCGGACUCAACUCAGUCCGCAUGACAUUUGCGAUUGAGAUGAUCGACGAUAUCUACAGUAACAACACCAAUCAAACACUUGAGAGGUCCGUUAUCAACGCGUUGGGCAAAGAAAAUGGCACCCUGGUUUUAGAACAGAUCUUGGAGCACAACCCGCAGUUCACGAAUCAGACAACGAGGCUGGAGGUUUGGGAUGCCGUAGCGAAGGAGCUCGCCGCACAAGAUGUAGUCCUUCACCUUGACAACCAUGUAUCCAAAGCUUUCUGGUGCUGCGGCGACAACGAUGGGAACGGUUGGUUUGGGGAGAAGUACUUCGAUGUCGAGAACUGGAUCCGCGGAUGGUCGUUCAUCUCAGCUCAUGCAAAAGAGAACUGGCCCACAUUUGCAUCAGUGGGGCUCCGCAAUGAGCUUCGCAAAGCAAGCACUUCCGAGCCGGUCGACUGGUAUACCUGGUAUGUCCACAUGACAGCAGCUGCCAAUGCAGUCCACGAGGCUGCUCCCGGUGUUCUCAUAUUCUUCUCCGGGCUCAGCUAUGAUACGUUCAUCGACCCGAUUCCUCUGGGCAAGACACUGAGCGGAACUGCUGGAACCGCGACGGCGAACAAAACCGCCAAGUUCAUCCCUAGCGACUUUGCCUGGGAAAACAAGAUUGUGCUCGAACUCCACAAGUAUGACUUUGAGGCUACGCAAAACCCUUGCCCUACGUUCAAAGCCAACUGGUACAAGCAAGGCUUCCAAGCCGUAAAUGCAUCUGACCCUGCCACCAAGUAUCUUUUCCCUGUUGCAAUCACUGAGUGGGGCUUCAUCCAAAAUGGAACGUAUUGGAAUCAGACAACGUACAACAAGUGUUUGAUUGAGAUGGUAGAAGACUACCAAGUCAGCUGGAUGCAGUGGGAGAUCUCCGGCAGCUUCUACCUGCAGACAAGACCGAACAGAACACCGAACACGCUUCAGGGAUCUGAGGAGUUCUGGGGAUUGCUGAAUUACAACUGGGAUGGAGUUCGCGACCCGGUGACGAUCGAGAACAGCUUGGAUAAGAUGAUUGCAGCCCUGGGAUGA